Perkinsus marinus ATCC 50983 is the source of this 157-nucleotide messenger RNA. RefSeq lists its product as hypothetical. The annotation marks the transcript as partial. Lineage: Eukaryota; Perkinsozoa; Perkinsida; Perkinsidae. The record is from RefSeq and is a predicted model, not a curated record. The transcript has a single exon.
GUAGUUCCCUCGGUGAUGCUAAGAAGCUUUGCGGGACAUUCCUUAACGGGACUGAAGAGCUCGAGGAGAAGGUCUAUCCACCGGAGGAGCUUGUUGACAUUCCAGACAGCUUCGAUGCCCGCGAUGCGUUCAAGGAGUGUAAGGACGUCAUGGUCAC